Molecule: messenger RNA, 6042 nt
Organism: Ruditapes philippinarum (Manila clam)
Lineage: Eukaryota; Metazoa; Mollusca; Bivalvia; Venerida; Veneridae
Product: mucin-5AC-like
Exons: 3
Coding region: 370-4536 (1388 amino acids)
Source: RefSeq, a predicted model, not a curated record
ACAUGUCACUUUUUCGACAUGUUCUUUGCAGUCAAUAGUUUGAUUAUGUCUUAUUUAAUAACGGUAAUUCCCCUUUCCCUAUUAAAGAAAGACAUUAUAGGGUAACUCAGUGAUUGUAUUUAGACAGCGGUUGUCAAUUUUUGACACUAUAAUAUUCUCUUUAGCAAACCUACUCGCUUAUUUGUUACUCUGACGCGUACAGAUGCUUUAUGCGUUAUAUUACAUAAGCGCCUGUCUAACUUGGUGUCAAUCGUUUCGCUCCAGCCCAUCAGUUUCGCACUCGAUGUUAAAAAAAAUGGCGUAGUGUAUUCGAGUAAAGGAAAAUUAUCAACUAUGUUUAUCAAAAACGCUGAAAUAAAGUGAAAAAAAAUGGGAAAAAUAUCUUGGAAACUUAGACAUUAUAGCAACGGAAUUUACUUGUCUGUGAUAAUUUUAUUAUUUUUUCUAACCUUUGCGGGAGGUCAGCGAUUUAACCGACGGAGGGCCGGUUUGCAUCGCCCUGGAUACGUCGACUAUCAGGCAAGGAACCAGUACAGACCGGAACAAACAAUCGGACGUGAUCGGACGUUUAGGACAAGAAGGAGACAUGACAAUGUCAAUACAGUGAAUAAUCGUAUACAAAGAUUAGAUUAUUUGAGACAGCAACGUGCUCACAUCGAAACCAAAAUAGAUAGACAUAAUGCUCAUCUCCAGCAGGAAAUGUAUCGUGGUACAGGAAGUGGGAGAACUGCCCAUGAUAGCCGUACUGUAACCGGACGUGAUUCAGGUCUGCAAAAUUUUAGAACGGGAAAUAGUGCUAAUAGUGAUAUUCUUGGGCGUCACAACCACAUCAGACAUUCUAACAGUGAUAUAAUAGAUUAUAAUAAUCAAAGAACUGCAGGUGCGCAGAAUCCAAGAACAGCUGUUGUGAAAACGAGGCGUAGAAAUAAUUAUGUAAGACCACGUGGUCGGACCAGUAUUGUAGAUAUCAAUAGGGAUACCGUUGGAAAUGGUGGACAAAUUACUGGGUACUCUCCCUUAUUAAACAGAAGAAUUGUUUCUCCACAUCAGUCACCACUUGUUCAAACAACUGAAUAUACAAGGAGAAAUUCGCUAAGACAUUUUAAACCUUUUAGUUCCAAUUAUUUAAGACAACUUUCCGCUAAAAGCGAUAGAGUAGGAAACAGAAAGUAUUAUCCGUUUGCUCAUAGUUCUAGUUCCGGUCACGUGACCACUCGCCGAGUUCGCCCAACUCGUCAGAGUUUCCCCGAUCGACCAAUCGUUUAUCAAACCAGAGACAGGGGUAACUCAGUGCAAGAUCGAAACAUUAUCGUCAACUCGUUAGAUGCACCUGUACAGCGACUUCCGGUUGAACCUACAAAAGAUACUCCAGUGCGACGCUUAGAGAACGGACAAAGUGGUAGAAGUUUGCAGAAAGUUUUAAUGCCUUUUCCGUCUGUUGUACCAGAACAUGGUACAAGCAAUGGUCCCGUCAAAGUUCUGCGAAGAACCGAAUUGCCAAAUGGAGACACAAUCUUAAAAGUAGUUCCAGUAAGAAGUAUCGUUGUUCCUGCUGUAACGAACAUACAAACUGGUCCGCGUGCUGUACAAACAGAACAAAACGUAGUGCCUGUUCAACACGUGGGUCGGCAGCAGAGAGUUUCCACAAAAAAUAGUCCAAAUAAUAUUCUUGAGCCCAAAGCGGUUAAUGCAAACCUGUUAGGGUCGAAAAUAGUCCAACAUUUUCCACCCACCUCAGAUUUAGUACAGUCAAAUCUUCUUGGACCAGGUGCAAUACAAACAAGCGUUGUCUUGCCUGGCACAAAUCACAUGCCAAAUACGGUUCAGUCAAAUGUUCAAACGAAUCGGUCAAAUGUGCAGGUACCAAAUACAGUCCAAUCAAAUAAGCACUUGCAAAAUACGGUCCAGUCAAAUGUGCACCCGGUUCAAUCAAAUGUGCCAGUGCUAAAUACAGUCCAAUCAAAAGGACACGUGCCAAAUACCGUUCUGUCAAAUGUGCAUGUACCAAAUACAGUUCUGUCAAAUGUGCACGUGCAAAAUACAGUUCAGUCAAAUAUCAAUGCACCACAAAAUCUUCAAACAGCUAAUGUGCAAGUGCCAAAUAAGAUCCACCAGUCAAAUGUACAUGUGCCAAGUACUGUUCUGUCCAACAUUCACGCACCACAUACAGUUCAAUCAGCUAAUUUGCACGUGCCAAACAACACGGUUCAGUCAAAUGUGCAUUUCCCAAACACGGUUCAGUCAAAUGUGCAUGUCCCAAACGCGGUUCAGUCAAAUGUGAACACACUUCAAUCAAAUGUGCCCAUUCAAAAUACGGUUCAAGCAAGUUUGCACUUGCCAAAUACGGUUCCUUCAAAUGUACAUACAGGUCAGUCAAAUUUGCAAGCGCCAAAUACGAUUCAGUCAAAUGUACAUACGGUUCAGUCAAAUUUGCAAGUGCCAAAUACGGUUCAGUCAAAUUUGCAAGUGCCAAAUACGGUUCAGUCAAAUUUACAUACGGUUCAGUCAAAUUUGCAAGUGCCAAAUAUGGUUCAGUCAAAUGUACACGUUCCAAAUACGGCUCAGUCAAUGGUACCCUUGGGAAAUACGGCUUCGCAUUUUUAUCCGGGAAAUUCGUGGUUAAGUCAAAUGUUUCUCAACAGAGAACAACCAGAUUCUCCGGAUCCCACAGAAGUAGUAAAAACGGUUACAGAACUUGUUAGUCUGCUCUCGUCUGUAGUGCCAGAUGUCGCAGCUACUGGCGAGGAAGAGGAAGAAAUCGAAUGGGAAGAUUUACCACCCACCACUACAACAACCACCACCACCACUACUACAACUACAACAACGCCUUUACCUCCAACAGAAGCACCAACAACUCCAAAAAAUGUCAUCAAAUCUAUCGCCGAAAGAAUAGUAUCUCUCCUUGUUCAAAGAAGUGGCAGAAAGCGUAUACCAAAAGUUAAUAACAAACAGCAAAUAUCAAAAACAAAUGCAAAGAACACUCUAGUUAGCGCUACACCAAUUUUGCCUGUACAACCAUUGCAAACACACAAGAAAAAUCCAAUCGGAGCAUUGAGAGACAAACUUCUUCCAGAAGUUCAACCAACGUUUCCUGCUCUACGUCCAAGUGUAAUAAAUCCAGUCAUUGGAACUAAUUUGCCGCUUACCGCUACAGAAAUCGCCCUUGCAAGAUUAGUAUCUCACCCUACAAUUAGAAGUAUCCUACAAAGUCAAGUGUUAGCUCAAGAUCUUGCGCAAACAGGUAACAGUGGACAAUUAAAUCUGAACGACGUCAUUUUGUCAGAUUCUUUUCCGCAUACAGGAACAAACCCCCUGGUGGAGGAUAUAGCCCUUGCACCAUACAUGUCGAGCAAUGAUUUAGGUGGUUUGUCAGUAAAGAAAAUUGUUCCCAUUACAAACGAAUCGGGAUCUAAAGGUAACAAAACUAGUCCCUUAAAAGUAGAACAAAGUCAAGGCAAGUCGGAUGAUAUUGCUGUUCAGGCUCUUUUAGAAAAGAUAAAAAACAUUGUAUCUAUUCAAAAUGCUCCAACAAAGACGGAGACAACAACAACAACGGCACCAGUUACUUUGGCUCCUACUACGCCUACUCCUAUAAUGUUAACACCUGCGCCUACGUUUGCUUCUGUGCCAGACACGUGCAGACCUGGAUCUCCAAACUUCCAGUGUAAGGGAAAAGACAUGUUUCAAGCAAUGGAAACGAUUGGAGCUUGGUGCAUAGGCAUGUGUUUUAAGCGAGGAUGUAUAAGUACAGUAUGUACAUGUGGAUGUAACCUUCCUCCAACACAAAUGUCUCCGUCUGCAAUACCGUUAACCCCUGCACAGAGGAGGCAAGUACUUAAUUCUUUCGAUUCUUCUCGGUGGGGAAGAACAACACAAAACCCGGUUACAACUGAAGAACCGCCUGAAGAAGAAGAAGAAGAAUGGGAAGCUGAAGACGGAACAACAACUAUGGCCCCAACAACAACUUUAAAUCCAUGGUGGGCGGUACCAUGGGACGGAAACUCACCUUCGCCACAAAGUGAUUUCAGGUUAAACCCUAUAGAUCAACAUUCAUCCGAUGCGAAGAAAAUAGGCCAACACGUUUCUGAAUUAAACGAAAUAGCAUGGGCAUCUGAGAUCAAGUCUCGUUUAAACCAGCUUGCUGUAAAUGCUGACAACUCAACGAAUGCUGACGCUUUUGUCGCUGAACAAACUGCAUCCGGAACUAAAGCUCCGCCCAAUUGGCAAGGAACAGAGUUUCACCUGCAAACUCCGCCUCCUAAGAAACCGCCUCCAACACCUGAGUCAAAUGCAGCACGAUCAAAUACAUGGCAGCGGAGACCACUUCGAGACAAGUGGGGAAGAAGUGAGCGUUUUACGGGAGGCGGAGAAUCUCAAUCAGGGAGUAACCCCGGUUGGAAUAUGUGGAACAAUCCUUGGCAAAUGAACUCAUUCGGGAACCGUUUCGGUGGUGACUCUCGCCUCAGCAGAUUCAGGUUUAAUUGGGGUGGGGGUUCAGGUGGUUCCGGUGGUGAAGAAAAUGAAGCUGCUGAUUAAAAGUAUUAUGACUGAAAACAUUGCAAUAAAUUUACACACACAAAUUUUGUGACUUGAAAUCGGUGAUAGGUGGAAAGUUUACACAAACGCUAGAUGUCUGUUUUGUACGUUUCACACCUGAAUUGUUCAACAAAAUGACUUCCGGUCAGAGGAACAAACACGUCAUGGCGUUCUACUGAAUUCAGAGCGGGGUGAUCUGACAUAUAGAAAACAAGGGUAAAAGUUGCAACGUCGUAAGAAUAUAGGGAACGUAGUGUGUUACAGCAAAAUAUUUCGGAAUUUAUGUGAAAGUUCUUGGAUACAAGUACUGAUUAAAUUUGUUCAGGUAUAUUUAUAUUAUCAUUAAAAGGUUUUUUAAAAUGAUAUAAGAUGACGUCAGAGUCUAGAAGGAAAUGUCAAUAUGACAUUUUACAUUGCUAGCAUACCAUUCAGAGAUGUCAAAUGGCAAAGAUGUAAUUUUUUGUGUGUUUAAGUAAGGUAUUUUUUACAACUUGUAUUUGCAUCGUGACUGUGUAAUUUUGAAAUGUUGUUCACAUCUUUUAUUUAUUUAUCUAUUAUUAUUUAUUUAUUGCAAGGGACAACGUAAUUGUCGUUAAUUAUUUAUAAAUUAGGAAUCUUAGAUUAAAGUUGAAAUUUUACCUGUUUAAACAUGGUGAUUUUUUGCAUAAAACCAAACUCCUUGCAGCGGUUACUUCCCCUGAUCAGUAGGAAAAGCGUGACGUAACCGCUGCGAGGGGUUUGGUAUAAAACAAGAGGAAAUAGUGAAAAUAUAAAGGAAAAAUACAAAAAAGAUAAUAGAAACUAAGAAUGAGUUACAAUCCAGCAAUUUUGGUCGUUGUAAAACUAGACACGAUUAUAGUAAAAAACAGCAAAAACAUGACGUAAUUGUUAUGACGUCAAUAUUAUUUUUGUUAAAAAUGUUAUAUCAUUUGCGUUUUUUUGUAAAAUGUGCAUAGUAAUCAAACCAACAAUAAAUUUGCUUGGAUGUUGGGUGAUACGGUUAAAGCUUUUCAAAGGAAUAUGUUUGGUUGUUGUUGUUGUAAUUUUUUUACAGACCACAGGGACCAAAAUCGCUGGACGUAGCUUAAAUAUUUAAUUAGUUUUUGUAGUAAUAGAGCUAUCAUGAAAUGAUUAUAAUGUAAACAUACGAUGUAUUUAUUUAUUUAUUUAGUGCAAGACAUGGUGUGUGCUGAUAACUUUUGCACUUUGGUAUAUUUGCAUUGUCCAAUUGAUAAAACUGACAAUUAACUGUGUAGAGAUCUAUUUAACUUAAUAAAAAAAAACAUUAUUCUUUAAUGAAAAAAAGCAGGGACAAAUUCGAUUGCUAUGGCUAUAAUCUUGUUAUUUGUUUUACGCAAAUACACUCAUUUGAGUCGAAUUAUUGAAAUAUCGCAAACAAUCGUUUUCACACCGCCAUGUAACCUGUCAGAAUCUGUAUUACUAUUUCAUAAUACAGCGCAAUUCCUUAAUCCGAGAGAAAAUAUGAUAUAAUUAAUUAAAUUAACA